Molecule: messenger RNA, 8691 nt
Organism: Apodemus sylvaticus (European woodmouse)
Lineage: Eukaryota; Metazoa; Chordata; Mammalia; Rodentia; Muridae
Gene: Lnpep
Product: leucyl and cystinyl aminopeptidase
Exons: 18
Coding region: 299-3376 (1025 amino acids)
Biological process (GO): peptide catabolic process; proteolysis
Cellular component (GO): cytoplasm
Molecular function (GO): peptide binding; zinc ion binding; metalloaminopeptidase activity
Source: RefSeq, a predicted model, not a curated record
GGCGGGGCCCCGAAGCCCGGCCCCAGCCCUGCGCGCCUCUCCGCAGCCUCCGGGCCGAGUCGGCCAAGGGUUGAGCUAUGCACAGCGUCCACGCCUCAGUGGGUCUUUUGCAGCAGUUGCGAAAACCCGGAACGAAGGUGUUGUUGCCGCCGUGCGGCGGAGCGGCGCCGCCCCUCGCCGCACCUCCCCGGCAGCCUUCGGAGGCCUUGCUGGGCAUGCUCAGUCGGCAGGGCCGCUUCAGCUCUCGGAGCAGGAAGCUCGGGGCGCUGGGCUGGUGAGGACCCGCGGCGGGACGAAGAUGGAGCCCUUUACCAACGAUCGACUUCAGCUUCCAAGGAAUAUGAUUGAAAACAGCAUGUUUGAAGAAGAACCAGAUGUGGUAGAUUUAGCCAAAGAACCUUGUUUACAUCCUCUGGAACCUGAUGAGGUUGAAUAUGAGCCCCGAGGCUCGAGGCUCCUGGUGCGCGGCCUUGGUGAGCAUGAGAUGGAUGAGGAUGAAGAGGAUUAUGAGUCAUCUGCAAAGCUGCUGGGCAUGUCCUUCAUGAACAGAAGCUCAGGCCUUCGGAACAGCGCGGCAGGCUACAGGCAGAGUCCCGAUGGGACUUGUUCAGUGCCCUCUGCCAGGACCUUAGUGAUCUGUGUUUUUGUCAUUGUGGUUGCUGUCUCUGUGAUCAUGGUGAUCUAUCUACUGCCUAGAUGUACCUUUACCAAAGAAGGCUGCCACAAAACGAACCAGUCAGCAGAACUCAUUCGUCCAAUUGCUACAAACGGGAAGGUGUUUCCAUGGGCUCAAGUCAGGCUUCCCACUGCCCUUCUUCCUCAGUGCUAUGAACUUAGCUUACAUCCAAACCUAACCUCAAUGACAUUCAGGGGCGCUGUGACAAUUUCACUUCAGGCUCUCCAAGACACAAGGAACAUCAUUCUCCAUAGCACAGGACAUAAUAUUUCAAGAGUGACAUUUAUAUCAGCAGUUUCAAGUCAAGAAAAACAAGUUGAAAUCCUGGAAUAUCCAUAUCAUGAACAAAUCGCCAUUGUUGCCCCUGAAACCCUUCUAACAGGACACAAUUAUACCUUGAAGAUAGAGUAUUCAGCAAAUAUAUCUAACUCUUAUUAUGGGUUUUAUGGCAUCACCUACACAGAUAAAAGUAAAGAGAAAAAGUACUUUGCAGCGACUCAGUUUGAACCUCUGGCAGCGAGAUCUGCUUUUCCAUGUUUUGAUGAACCAGCAUUUAAGGCCACAUUUAUUAUCAAGAUCACAAGGAAUGAAAACCACACUGCGUUAUCAAAUAUGCCUAAGAAGUCAUCGGUCCCUGCAGAAGAAGGACUUAUUCAAGAUGAGUUUUUUGAAAGUGUGAAAAUGAGCACAUACCUGGUUGCCUUCAUCGUAGGGGAGCUGAGGAACCUGAGUCGGGACGUAAAUGGAACUCUGGUUUCUGUGUAUGCUGUACCAGAAAAAAUUGGUCAAGUUCACCAUGCCUUGGACACAACUGUAAAGCUCCUUGAAUUUUAUCAAAAUUACUUUGAAAUUCAAUACCCACUUAAGAAAUUGGAUUUGGUGGCCAUUCCUGACUUUGAAGCAGGAGCAAUGGAAAAUUGGGGCCUGCUUACAUUCCGAGAAGAGACUCUGCUGUAUGACAAUGCCACUUCUUCAGUAGCAGAUAGAAAACUGGUCACUAAAAUCAUUGCUCACGAACUGGCACAUCAGUGGUUUGGCAAUCUGGUUACAAUGCAGUGGUGGAAUGGCCUGUGGCUAAAUGAAGGCUUUGCCACUUUCAUGGAGUAUUUUUCUGUGGAAAAAAUAUUCAAAGAGCUCAACAGUUAUGAAGACUUCUUAGAUGCUCGAUUCAAAACCAUGAGGAAAGAUUCCUUGAAUUCGUCUCAUCCAAUAUCAUCACCUGUUCAGUCCUCAGAACAAAUAGAAGAAAUGUUUGAUUCUCUUUCCUAUUUUAAGGGAGCUUCUCUCUUGUUGAUGUUGAAAAGCUACCUUAGUGAAGAUGUGUUUCGGCAUGCUGUCAUUCUUUACCUGCACAAUCACAGCUAUGCAGCUAUUCAAAGUGAUGACCUCUGGGACAGCUUCAAUGAGGUCACAGACAAAACUCUAGAUGUAAAGAAAAUGAUGAAAACCUGGACCCUGCAGAAAGGAUUCCCAUUAGUGACUGUCCAGAGGAAGGGGACUGAGCUUCAUCUACAACAAGAAAGAUUUUUUCUAAACAUGCAACCAGAAAUUCAGGCUUCAGAUACAAGCCACCUUUGGCAUAUUCCAAUAUCCUAUGUCACUGAUGGAAGAAACUAUUCAGAAUAUCGAUCAGUUUCACUACUGGACAAGAAAUCAGAUGUCAUCAAUCUUACAGAACAAGUGCAGUGGGUCAAAGUCAAUUCAAACAUGACUGGCUAUUACAUUGUUCACUAUGCUGAUGAUGACUGGGCAGCUCUAAUCAAGCAGUUAAAAAGAAAUCCUUACGUUCUGAGUGACAAAGACCGAGCCAACCUGAUCAAUAACGUCUUUGAACUUGCAGGCCUUGGCAAAGUGCAUCUUCAGAUGGCAUUUGAUUUGAUUGACUAUCUUAGAAAUGAGACCUACACUGCACCCAUCACUGAAGCUCUGUUCCAGACGAACCUUAUCUAUAAUCUCCUGGAAAAACUGGGGUACAUGGACCUGUCUUCACGAUUGGUGGGCAGAGUACAUAAAUUGCUCCAGAACCAAAUCCAGCAGCAGACUUGGACAGAUGAAGGUACGCCAUCCAUGCGAGAGCUUCGGUCAGCCUUGCUGGAAUUUGCCUGUGCCCACAACCUAGAGAACUGUACCACUGUGGCCACACAGCUGUUUGACAACUGGAUGGCAUCCAAUGGAACUGAGAGCCUGCCUACUGACGUCAUGACCACUGUGUUCAAAGUGGGAGCAAGAACGGAGAAAGGCUGGUUGUUCCUCUUCAGCAUGUAUUCCUCCAUGGGCUCCGAAGCAGAAAAGAAUAAAAUACUUGAAGCUCUUGCCAGCUCUGAGGACGUACAUAAACUUUACUGGUUAAUGAAAAGUAGCCUUGAUGGUGAUAUCAUCCGAACACAGAAGUUGUCACUUAUCAUUAGAACAGUGGGCAGACAUUUUCCUGGACAUCUGCUGGCCUGGGAUUUUGUUAAAGAAAACUGGAAUAAGCUUGUACAUAAGUUCCAUCUGGGCUCCUAUACCAUACAGAGUAUUGUUGCUGGAUCCACUCACUUAUUUUCAACAAAGACACACUUAUCUGAGGUCCAGGCAUUCUUUGAAAACCAGUCAGAGGCCACCUUGCAGCUCCGGUGUGUUCAGGAGGCUUUGGAAGUAAUUCAGCUGAACACCCAGUGGAUGGCCAGGAACCUGAAAACGCUGACGCAGUGGCUGUAGCCCACACGGCAGGUUCCGGGCGCCCAGGCUCUGCUGCUUCUGCAAAGGUUGAGUGAAGGCCGGCCUGCUGCCAGAGUUGUUUGCACUGUUAGAAGUUCUAGUUAGCUCAGGGCCCAAUUGUAUUUUUCAUAUCUUUUCUGAAAUGUCUUAGGCAGUAGUUAUUUAUUACAAAGUUAUAUUCAACUGUAUGUCAACUGUCUACAAUAACAAUAAGUAAAUUUUUUGACACACAAAUGGAGAAAAAAGUCAGAUUUGAAAUUUUGUUCUCUUUCUUAGUGUCUAGAGUGUUAACUGUUACGGUGCAACCAAGGAAGGUCUGCUGUAAAACCAUUGUUAUUAGGUUGCUGGCUGGUCAGCUCUUGUUGCUUCUUGUUAAACAGAUACACCUGGAUUUUGAUAGUUAUCCUGAAGAGUGCAGUGGCAAAGACAUUGAAGGCGCAGCUCUAGACAGAUGACCAUGGGCGUUCUUUAAACCUGAUUGGGGGUUCUUUAAAAAGGUUUAUGUCCAAAUUCCAUUUUUUUUUCCUGCAGAAUAGCCAGGUUCUAAAGAAUUUUUCAUAUUUCUGUUAAACAGUCAGACCCAACGUUUCAGUUUUCCAGAUGUCUAGCACUUUCUGUGUUACCUUUAUGGCACCAUGUAGGAAGUGUUCUGACCGAGUUAACAUUAAUGGCUCUACUCACGAAUCCCAGCGCCCCCGACUGUGUGUCCCUCGGCCGUCUCCUGUAGAGGAGCGUCUACGCUCUCGGAGGAGGCUUGCUCCUGCACAGCAAGUGCCCCAUGCUUGGGAGGCUUUCUGUGAGCACUGGUGGCUUUGUCGUUGCUUUCAGCCCAGGAUGUAGGUUGUUUAAGCGGCCUUUUGAACCUUACAGAUCGUACCCUCCUCUCUGUGAGUCACACCCGGGUGUGGGUGUUUGCUUUAUGUUACUGUAUAUAUAUUAGAAGCAUUUCUUAAAUAGGGUCUUCAAGAAAUUAAAGUUUUUUAUUUUGAAGUUCACCUUAGUACCUUAAAGGAACAGUGAGAAUGUGGGACAGGAGGAAGAUGAAAAUAUGGUGGGCUAUGAAUUCUUUUUCACUGUUAAAAGCAGUGGUUUUGUUUAGUUGAAAAAAGCAUAGGUUUUUUUCUUUUUUUUUUUUUUCUUUCAUUUAUCAUGGCCAAACUGCGUUAAACAUAGUGGCCAAGGGUCAAGCAGAGGUCAAGUGCGGGAGGGAACCCAGAGCAGAAGUGGACGCUUUCACUUCUAAAGGAGAAAUAUUGUACUUGAAUUUUUUGAGCUAUGCAGACUUAUUCCUAGAUUGUUGUGUUUCUUUGAUUCUUAGGAGAGAAGCUUUCUUCUUAAUAACUUAUGAGAAUUCUAUAUUUUAUUUGAAAACAGUGUCUGUGUACAUAAAAAGGGAAUUACUCAUUUGUGAACACUGAAGAUACUCCAGAGUCAGACCAUAGAAAUGCCACUUUUUUUUUAUUCAGCUGUUGUAAAGCUAGAAUAUGUGGAGUUAUAUAAAAAGUUAUAGUUUAUUUUAUGACAAUAUUUUUAUAUAUCAAAAUUUUAACGGCUGACAAGCUGAAAAUUACCCUGCUUUAAUCCUAGAGUUUGCUCCCAAUUUAGUUUUUUCUAAACAUUUUUUUGGUUUUUUGUUCUUGUGUUUUUUAGUAGAAAAUGUUAUUCCUGAGAAUCAUAGACUUAUCUUGACAUUAUAGUGAAAUAGGUAAUUAUAGAUAUCUAUUCCCCUUGUGGUUUUGGUAAAUGUAUGACAGUUCAAUUGAUAACUGAAGGUUAGUAGGGUUUUAUAUUUUUAGAGUGAAGACAAAAUACUAUUGUGGGUUUUGGUUACCCCUUUUCAUUUUUUACCAUGUUGUAUUACUAAAUUAUACUUUGAUAACAGAGUUUAACUUUUGCUACUUCUCAAGAUCAGUUCAAUCUUGAGAUUGACCUGCCCAUCUUGGUGUUGAUCUUAAAGUCUUUGUAAUUCUGCAUAUGGCAAAUCUUGUCUUAAAUAAUACUUUUUUCCAUGUAUGCGUGUGAAUGUUUGUGGUGUGCCAUGUUGUAAGUAAACAAGGCUACGGGGCUUAAAGAGAGGCCCUUCCUGAUCCAGCGCUGUAGUAGCUGCUCCUUCCCAGGGUGCUGGAGCAUAUUUCAAGUCUUACCUAUAACCUUCACCUGACUUUUAAAAUGUUGGUAGGCCUCUUAAUUUGCCCACAGAAUUCUGUAUGUUUUCGUGUUUUGUUAGCUCAUUUAUGUGCAGCCUCUUAGCUAAUUCAAAGUCAGUGCGAUCAGGCUGAGAGUGGCGUUCAUAGUCUGAGUAUAUUGGUAGCAUUCAGGUUUUCUUCCUCUAAAAUGUAAUUCUUCUCUCUGUACUUUUAGGAAGGAAGAUUGAAGCACAGGGGUCAGCUUGUGCUCUGGGCAUAAACACACAAAUACCUGACAGCACUGGGUAGCAGUUGAAUGAGCAUUCUGAUCCCUACAGCGAAAGGGUGUUCUUGGAUGUAGUGUGAAAGGUGCAUCUUGAUUAAUAGGAAAGAUAGAAUUGGAAAUCUAGACUUGAGGACAAGAGUUGAUUUGGAGAUCUGAGAGUUUAUUAAAGCUAGGAAUUGGAAGAGACAAGUUUACUCUGCUAAUAAGAAGUUAAAUAUAAUAAAGUCGUGGCAGUGCCCCCACCCCAGAAGCUUACGCUUUCUUCUGUCUCAUUGUAUUUGUCAUUGCUUCAUAGUGUUCACAGACUUUCUUGCUAUCACAGGUUUUCUUAAUUUUUUUACUUAAUUUUCUAUGCCAUAUGAGAUUUUUAGCCACCAUUAGAGCAAAAGCUGCCAGAAGAGUCCUGGGUAUAAAAAAUAAAUCCAGCUGCAUGAGGUUUACUGGGCACCCAACAAUCCUUGCUGAUUAUGUGGAAGCAAGAAAUUAAGUCUUCUGAUGUUGCAUGAACGUUAGUCUGGUGUUAAAUUGGACUUUGAAGAUGAUUACUAACACACCUGAACUGAUAAUCCUCAGCCAGACUGCUGAGCACGUAUCUAAGACCAUGUGGUUUGUGGCUUUCAAGGAUGGCACGGUGCGUCUCAGGUGCUUUGUUGCCAAGGAGUGCAGUGACUUUGCAGCUAGGACUGGGUCGCUUUACAUGAGCCUCUCAGAAUUGGCCUUUUGUUUUGUUUUGUUUUGUUUUGUUUUUUUGGUAAUGUUCUGUCUUCUUAUGUUUGUAUUUCUUGAAACUCGGGUAUAUAUUUUUGCUGGGGUUUUAGUUGUUUUAUUUUGUUCUUAAAUCUCUAAAAUAUCAAAAAAGUACCAAAUGAAAAAUGGAGGUCCCAAAGUAUGACAGAUUACUCUUUCCCUAUCCCUUUUUGCCUGGUUAGUCGGUAACUAGUAGAAUAAGUGAUUGACCUUUUGAGAGUUUGUAGAGAAUUUUGGGUGGGGAUGUUGGUACAUAUUUUGAAACAUAUACAUGUAUUUUUAGAUGUUUUUAUAUUUUAUAAAUUUUGUCCUGUUAAUGAAAGAGUGAAAUACUGCUCUCUGAUAAUCUCAUAUUGCCUACUAUAGGCAAGAUUUAUAGAAUAAUUUGAUUUUAAGUUUUGAAAAUGGUGGGUUUCAAGAGGGGAACAAGAUAGCUUCUUUUAAGAGUGUGUAGAAAUAGUUUUGCUGCUAUUUGGCACUUAUUUAAUGCUGUUCUUUAUACAUUUUUCUUGUAUAUAAACCAUGCAAAGUUACACAGAUGUUUGGCACUAACAGAAUAGUAUUAGUACCUGUUGUUUCACUCUAGUCUUAGGACCUUAGGUUGUCUCUCGUCCUUCCAAACAUGUUAUAAAUGUAGUGCUGCUUGUGUUUCCCGUAGACUUAUCUCUUUGCAUAGACAUUUAAUUACGAUUGUGAUUGAGUAUGACAGAUUCUUCCCUUUUUCUCGUUGCCUCUUAAGGCAAUAAUUAUGUGGAAGAGAGUAGAGUAGUGUGUACUAUGGCUUUUUAUUACUAAUUCAUUAGGUCCUAUGCCCUUCAAACAUAUGUGAAAAUACCUGAUGAAAUGUGGAAGACUACAUGUGAACAGUCCUCUUCUUCCCACCUCGUACAGCCUGUUGGCAACAGCUAACACAAUGGCUACCUGAGUGGAAGAUGGAGGGAAUGUACUUAGUGUCUGUAUAUACGCUCUUACUAUGUAUUAUUUAAUGCCCUGGGUGAUCAGAAUGGAAGAUCCCCAAUGUACCGUGGAGUUGAGAUGUAUAGCAGUGCCCUCUUCUCCUUUAUUGCCUGGGUACAAUACUUCUUGUAGUAUUUUGAAUGUUUGAAAGUCGGUUUGGGUUUCUGGUGACUGUGGUUGGUUGGGUUUUGCUGUGCUCUAAAAGUAGUUCGGGGGCAGAGUAUAUACUUUUCAAGUGUAUAGCCAUGCUGUCGCUGUGUUUUUACUUCCUUGCUUCCCCUGUUCUGUCUGGAUUUAUGAGUAAAGUUGGGGAUCUCUCUAAGAGGUCUCUUCUGUUGGCCGUGCAGUAUCUCGUAGCACUGGACAUGACUUGGAGCUGCUCUGGGGCUGAGGCGCUGGCCUCUGCUGGCCUGUGUGUCCUUCGGUGCUCUCGCUCCUUGCUCGCUGCAUUUCACUGGGUGCCUGUCCUGAGGAACUGUGCAGCUCUGAGUUAGUGUCCUUCCGCUCCUACUCCAUCUGUCAGUAGGUUUCUCUUUUUAGUUUUUUCUCUUAGCUUUACUGGGGACUAAGGGCGAGAAAUAUAUUCUUUACAAAUAUAAAUAGUUUUGUUACUAUACUGUGCUAUUUCAUUUGGUACUGAAUGCUUUCCAUGGGCAUGAAAGUACCUGAUGAGACGUGGAGGUCCGGAUGUAUGGAAGCUCCCUCUUCCCUUUUCCUCAUUGCCUCUGUGGGCAGUAAUUGUAGAGUAGCAUAGGUUUUCUAAUUCUCUCCCACCCAGAGGGGUGAGGAAUGUAUAUACUUUAAAAUGUAAAUAUAAAUUUUUAAAUCUUUUUGUUGUUACUUCAUUUGUACCUAAAUCUAUUUGUGGACACUUAGGUACAUAAGGAAUAUUGAGGUUCAUUCUAUGAAAAAUCUCCCCUCUCCCUUCCCUCACUGCCUGUCUGGGCAGUGGCUUGUAGAGUAGUUGUGCAGCUUUGGCAUGGGGUUGUGGGUGAAAAGAGUUCUGGGUUUGACUUUUUUACAUGUAUUUAAAAGUCUGUCAGUUAUUUCAGGUUUUUGCUCUCAGUCUGUGUUUGUGUUAUCAAACAAACCAAGAGUCUAUACCCAGAAGUGUGGAACACCUGCCCCUCACUCUGUCCCCUGUGCCAUAUUGCAGUAGUGUAUAUGUACUAUAAGGCUUGAGUUCUUUUUUUUUUUUU